Messenger RNA from Venustampulla echinocandica, 753 nucleotides. RefSeq lists its product as uncharacterized. Lineage: Eukaryota; Fungi; Ascomycota; Leotiomycetes; Helotiales; Pleuroascaceae. The transcript has 2 exons. The record is from RefSeq and is a predicted model, not a curated record. The coding region runs from base 1 to 753 and encodes 250 amino acids.
AUGGCGAAGAACCGACGACGCGACGAGGAACACGCAUACUCUCCUGAUCCGCCUGACCCUCCUGCGCCCGGCCCUCCGGGACCAUUAGGUCCGCCUCCAGGUCCUAUUCCACCGUUCGAAAGCCAGGCACCGGACAGGGAAUGGUAUGUCGAGCAUCCCAGGGAGUCAUUAUGCAGUGGGAGGCAGCCCAUUAUAUAUUUAUUAAAGGCUGUUGUAACUGGCGUCGAGGGAAUGGUGGUAGCUGGGGCACUACUUGGUGUUAGAGGGCAAGAUCACAACCUGCGAAAGCCAAAUCUUGCUACCCACAGCAAUCCAAACUCUCCACUACCGAUAUCCGAGGCCAAGCGUAAUGGCUCAGGAUUCUACGGUCACAAUAGCUUCGACAAGAAGGAGAUGCCGACUCUACAUUGGUCGACUAUGAUGGGUGCGGGACAGCAGAUGAGGAUUAGAAUGGAUAUCGUGGACGAUUCCUCUGGCCCGGAGCCCAAAAGGAGAUGCUACGGUUUUCCUUCUGCUCGUUCAGGAGAUUUAGCACAUAUCCCCCCUGCAAUGAUCUCCCAGCCUUUCUCCUCCGCAACGGAAGGUUUUCACAGGAGCCAUAGCCACGCGGACGGAAACGAUAGAUUGUCUUCUCAUACCACGUCAAAGCCAGGACCCUCGCCGAUUGGUAUCGGAAAUUCUGUCGAGCUUUCUUCUGGGAUCUAUCCUGAGAUUGAGAAACAAUAUACUCUAGGAGACCAUCUCCUACAAUAA